CCCCGAAGCCCGUCAUUAAAGUUCGAAGGACUGACGUGGAAAGGGAGGAAGAUAAGGGGACUCUCCACACACAGGGCGGUGAAAACACACCGUCACUGAUCUUCACUCACGUAGUUUCCCUCGACAUCAGGAGAUUAAACAGACGGAAUGGCACCAAAGUACACAGAUCUAGAACUGGCCAUCAACACCAUAGUAACCCAGUUCCAUGCAGCCUCUCCGAAUGAAGCUUCCACUUUGACAGUUACGGAGUUCCAGGAAAUGCUAUCCAAAGAAAUGCCAUCAGUGACUCCCAAGGAUGAGGAAGGUCUUAACCAGAUGCUGAAGGAGAUGGAUGUGCCAGAGGGUCAGGGAGUCACCUUUGAGAACUUUUGGAAGCUGGUGAAUUCCUUUGCCAACCAUCAGUGUGGGCUGCUGCAGAAAGAAAAAAGUGUUAAAUGCACUUGCUUGCUACUCUGAAAUCCAGUGCAACUGAAUAAUCUAUGCAAAGUGCUCUCAUCAGCCCCUCCCUGUUUGUGUAGGUGCAAUGCUGUCCCAGCAGGCUCUUGUUCAGACUUCCUCUGCCUUAUCUUUAACAUGUUAUCAGAUUCCCUAGACAAAAUCUCAGCCACACCUGUAACCUAAAUGGCUAAACAGUGCCAACAUUGUAAGGGUCAUAUACACAUGAGUUUGUGAACAAUAUGUGAAGAAGCAGCUUUUUAUUUACUAAUAUGCUUUGGUGCUGCAAGUUUAUUGGUUAAACGUUUCUGAUUUAACCUACUCUUCAUGAUAUUUUUGUACAAUGAUGAUAUCUAGAAUAAUAAUUGUGUUGUAUGACACUUUGUUGUUAUUUUUUGACAAGUGUCCCUUUUAUACAUACUAAUACACUUUUGUACCAUGCUAAAAUAUAAAUAAGUAUGUAAAGUAAUAAAAAUAUAUGUUGGCAUCCAGUAAAAUUACAAGAAAAUAUAAUGAAUAUAGCAGCAUUCAGUGAGUGAGUAACUAAUAUGUACUUGCAUGCAGUUCUGGCUUUAACCUCAUUAAGAUUUAUUAAUAUUAUGAUCUCUUUCCUAGUAUCCUCCUAUCUGCCUACUAGGGUGUCUUACUCUAAAGGUACCAGUGCACUGUUAAGAACGUGCCAUGAUAGUGACACCUCAGUGGUUAGUAUGUUUGCACUUACAGCAGGGGUCAGUGUAACGCUUAUGUAGCCUCCAAAGACUCUCUUCCAGUGCAACAGCUUCUCUACGGUACACAGAACUAUAAGUGCAGUCUAUUACCUUCCGCACAUUUACCCAGGAAAACAACAGAGGACUCUUCUUGGCUUGGGUCAGUCAUUUUCCUUAAGCAGUCAGUCCUCUUGAGAGCGCUGCCUCGCCUAAAUCAUUAUCAUUUCAUGCUGUUCAUUCUUACAAUGGCCAUUUUGUCUUUGGUAAUUUAGUAUAUAUUCUUAUUCAGCACAUUGAUUUCUCUUUUAGACCUACUGUAUAUCAUGAAGGACAUAAUGUAGGAGUCUCUUUCUCAGUCUGAAUCUGAGCAAUCAUGACAGACUAAUACAAAACAGAUGUGCUGUGAAAUGUUCAUUCCAAACAAGUCUAUCACUUGACUACAUUUUCAUCAUGACAAGCCAAUGUAAAUAUGAUUAUCUAUGAAAAGACAAGAAUGAAAAAGAGCAUUCAAACAUCUGAAUACAUCACACAUUUAUAAUUAACUAUUACUCAAAUAAAAGGACAAAACAUUUAAAAAUAAUUACUGUAUUUGAUUACAUAUUGUCCAUUAAAUAAACCUGUUCAUGAAUUAUUUUUCAAA
Hemibagrus wyckioides is the source of this 1782-nucleotide messenger RNA. RefSeq names its product protein S100-A13-like. The transcript is spliced from 3 exons. Gene Ontology annotation, cellular component: perinuclear region of cytoplasm. The record is from RefSeq and is a predicted model, not a curated record. Lineage: Eukaryota; Metazoa; Chordata; Actinopteri; Siluriformes; Bagridae. Bases 148 to 456 code for a protein of 102 amino acids.